AUGCAACUUUUAUACACGCUAUUGACCCUUCUCCUGUAUGCUUUUAUGGCACAUGGAUUAGCAAACCAAGGUGCCGGUGGAGGUGCUGGAGGUGAUGCCAAGACGAGCUCAAACACCAUAGUCUGGAUCACUACAACCAUCAAUGGAAAAUUAACGACUGCUUCUACGACUUUUAGUCAAACGUUCAUGUCCACGUACACGGAUGCACAAAGUGACGCGGUUGAAAGUGGAAAUAUCGGCAUGGGCUCGUUGAGUGGAUCAGUUGGGGGUGUGAGGUCUUAUGAUAAAACCACUAUAUCGAGUGGCGGUGCCGAUGCUGCUGCACCUGCCGCUUGUAUGACGCAUGGUAUAUAUGCAGGAUUUGCAGGAGGGAUCGCUACUAUGUCUGAAGAACUUGCUCAAAAAACUGAAGAUUUGUCCUUGGAUUCAAAACAACAAUCAGACAAGACUGUCUUCGACUCGAAAGAUGAGUUUACUGCUAAGCAUCCAUUGAACAGCAGAUGGACCUUGUGGUACACUAAGCCUCAAACCAGCAAGACGGAGAAUUGGCAUGAUUUAUUGAAACCAGUCAUAACCUUCUCAUCAGUAGAGGAAUUUUGGGGAAUUUACAACUCCAUCCCACCAGCAAAUCAAUUACCUUUGAAAUCAGAUUACCAUUUGUUUAAGGAAGGUGUCAGACCAGAAUGGGAAGAUGAAGCCAAUGCAAAGGGAGGAAAAUGGCAAUAUUCUUUCCGUAAAGGUGAAGCCACUCCUAUCAUUAAUGACUUGUGGUUGCGUGGUUUGUUAGCCGUUAUUGGUGAAACUAUAGAGGAUGAUGAGAAUGAGGUUAACGGAAUUGUCAUCAACAUUAGAAAACAAGUUUACAGGAUCGGUAUUUGGACUAAAGAUUGCGAUGAGUCAAAAUUGAAGACUGUGGGUGAAAGGUUGAAGAAGAUUUUGAGAUUAAGCGAUGAUCAGAAAGUUGAAUUCAUUUCUCACGAUGCGUCCAACAUUAGAGGUGCAGAGGCUCAAAUUGUAUUGUAG
Molecule: messenger RNA, 1023 nt
Organism: Lodderomyces theae
Lineage: Eukaryota; Fungi; Ascomycota; Pichiomycetes; Serinales; Debaryomycetaceae
Gene: EIF4E
Product: translation initiation factor eIF4E
Exons: 2
Coding region: 1-1023 (340 amino acids)
Biological process (GO): translational initiation; fungal-type cell wall organization
Cellular component (GO): eukaryotic translation initiation factor 4F complex; cytoplasm
Molecular function (GO): translation initiation factor activity; RNA 7-methylguanosine cap binding
Source: RefSeq, a predicted model, not a curated record